Messenger RNA from Girardinichthys multiradiatus, 3727 nucleotides. RefSeq names its product polycystic kidney disease 2-like 1 (gene pkd2l1). Gene Ontology annotation, biological process: detection of mechanical stimulus; potassium ion transmembrane transport. Bases 33 to 2333 code for a protein of 766 amino acids. The record is from RefSeq and is a predicted model, not a curated record. NCBI's taxonomy places the organism in Eukaryota, Metazoa, Chordata, Actinopteri, Cyprinodontiformes, Goodeidae. The transcript is spliced from 15 exons. Gene Ontology annotation, cellular component: membrane. Gene Ontology annotation, molecular function: muscle alpha-actinin binding; sodium channel activity; calcium channel activity.
UUCAGGCAGAGAAACACGUGUGUCCCCGCAGCAUGAAGUGUUUGAACAACCGGGCUGAGAGCCACCUGACGGGCCGAGUGGAGUCCGAGCUGGACAGCAUGGCGAACGGGGCCUGGGUGAACCAUGGCUACUGUGGAUCCCCUCAACCCCUGCCUCGGGUGGUCAGCACCAUCUACAGCCCGCAGCCCCCCUUCCCGAGCUCCAUGGACAGCAUAUACAAACUAGAUCCCCCGGUCCGGAUCCAGGAGGAACCGUGCGCCUCUGACCAGACUGUGAUGAAGAAAAGAAGAGGCUGCUCCUCUUUUAUCAAAGGGUUGUGGGGCACAGCAUGGACUGAAAACAACUCUAACAACAGGGAAAGGUUUAUCCGCACCACUCUGCGGGAACUGGUGGUCUACUUGGUGUUCCUGGUGGAUGUUUGCCUCUUGACAUAUGGUAUGACCAGCUCGAGCACCUAUUAUUUCACUAAAGCCAUGACCGACCUGUUUGUGAGCUCAGCCAGUCAAGGUGGAGUCACGUUUCAGUCCAUUGGUACCAUGGCGGAGUUCUGGGAUUAUGCCCAAGGUCCGUUACUAGACGGCCUGUACUGGACAAAAUGGUAUAACAACCAGUCCCUCGACAGCGGAGACCAAUCGUUCAUCUACUAUGAGAACAUGCUGCUCGGUGUUCCCCGGAUGAGGCAGAUUAAGAUCAAGAACAACUCCUGCAAGGUCCAUGAAGACUUCAAAGAUGAGAUCACAGGAUGCUUUGACGUCUACAUUGAGAAGAAAGAGGAUGACCUCAGCUUUGGUCUCAUCAACGGCUCAGCGUGGAGCUACCACACAGAGAAAGACAUCAAAGGUUCUGCUUACUGGGGCUUGCUGACUACCUACAGUGGAGCAGGAUACUACCAGGACCUGAACCGGACCAAGGAGGAGAGCGCCAACAUCCUGGCAGAACUGAUGGGAAACCUUUGGCUGGAUCGAGGAACCAGAGCAGUUUUCAUCGACUUCUCAGCCUACAAUGCAAACAUCAACAUGUUCUGCGUCAUCAGGUUGGUGGUAGAGUUUCCAGCGACUGGUGGAGCCAUCCCUUCUUACCAGAUCAGAACUGUUAAACUGAUCCGCUACAUCACCCACUGGGAUUACUUCGUCCUCGGUUGCGAGUUGGUCUUCUGUAUAUUCAUCCUUUACUACGUCGUGGAAGAAAUACUAGAACUGCGGAUACACAAGUUCGCCUAUUUCAAAAGCAUCUGGAACAUCCUGGAUAUUGUUGUCAUAUUGCUCGCCAUUGUUGCAAUUAUCUUCAACAUUUUCCGAACCAUCAAAGUGGACAACCUGCUCGGCUCGCUGCUAGAACAGCCUGAUAUAUAUGCUGAUUUUGAAUUCCUGGCUUUCUGGCAAACCCAAUAUAACAACAUGAAUGCCGUGAACUUGUUCUUCGCCUGGAUCAAGAUUUUCAAAUACAUCAGUUUCAAUAAGACCAUGACGCAGUUGUCCACCACGCUGGGUCGAUGUGCCAAAGACAUCCUGGGAUUCGCCAUCAUGUUCUUCAUCGUCUUCUUUGCCUAUGCUCAGCUGGGAUAUUUGCUGUUUGGAACAGAGGUUGAGUCUUUCAGCACAUUCGUAAAGUGCAUUUUCACACAGUUCCGAAUCAUCCUCGGAGACUUUGAUUAUGACGCCAUUGACCGUGCAAACAGAGUCCUCGGGCCCAUUUACUUUGUCUCCUACGUGUUCUUUGUUUUCUUUGUCCUACUGAACAUGUUUCUGGCCAUCAUUAAUGACACCUAUUCAGAGGUCAAAGAAGAACUGGCUUCUCAGAAAGAUGAGCUGCAGAUUACAGACCUCAUCAAACAGAGCUACAUGAAGACCUUUAUGAGACUGAAACUUAAAAAAGAAAAAAUAUCGGACGUUCAGAAAGCUCUGCAGUCGGGAUCUAGAGAAAUUGAAUUCGAGGACUUCAGGGAUACUCUCAAGGAGAUGGGCCACGCAGACAAUGAAAUAUCUGCAGCCUUCUCACAGUUUGACCGAGACGGCAACCAAGUUCUUGAUGCAGAUGAACAAAUGAGGAUGAAAAUCGAGCUGGAGGAAAAAAGGGAUGCUGUUAAUGCUGAGCUGAACAACCUUGGAAAGAAUUAUGGAAAAGAGCAUCUGGAGAAGUGUCCCGUCUCAUUCGAGGAUAAAGAGAGUCCCUCAAGUCAAACCUUUGUGGGACAGGAACAGCUUCUCAGGCUGACCAGACAGGUUCUCCAGAUUGAAUCAUCCGUGGCAGGUCUCACAUCCAGGAUUGACCUGAUCAUGGAGAAACUGGGAUUGGAGAAAAAAGCUGAAGGGAACAAACUGAGAGAGAAGUAGACUGUGUCCGUAAGGAUCAAAAUAUCUUCCUCAGAUGAUCCAGCAACAAAGGUUGAAACGUCAUCCAGAAAACCUGCAAGCUCUGCCAACAACACAUUUAACUCUCACAUGUGACCAACCUCCAGGAAGCAGUCAUGGAUUAUAGUAAUUGGAAUAAGCGAAGACACCGUCUCUAAUUUAGCAGCAACAAGAUGUCAGGAAAUCAUGUGAACACUUUAAAAACGUUUAUAAAUGUAUCGCUUGCCAGGUUUCUGGCUGCAAUAGAGGUUAUACAAAAAACAGAUCAAUAUUUAGUAGGUUUCAAAGCCAUGCUUCCAUGUAAAAACUAAGUACACCCUAUGUUUCAAUAGCUUACAGCACCUUUAGCAGCAGCAAGGUUUAUUGUCACUUCCAGCACUAUAUAAAAAAAGCAUAUGUUUUUUUAUAUAGUAUAAAUGUAACAUGACACAGAGGCCCAUUUCUCUUCAAAAUGGGAAAGACGUGUUCGUACCAUUUGGGAAAGACACCUUUUGACCUUUUUAGGUUAGAAAAUGGCUACAAGAAAAAAUCUAUUUGCAUAUACUUGCCCAUCAGAGCAUUAAUUUAAAAUCUAAAACAACUGGAGCGGAGGAAAAGCUGGUCGAGGACCUAAAUGUAUCACCCCACUGCACAUUAAGAGGAGGAUGGUAGGGAAAGUCUCCAAAGCUCACUGUUACAGAAUUACAUCAAUUUUAUCAGUGUGAGAAUUUUGUGCUGCAAUAAAAGAUUUAAGUAUUUUUCACAUUUUUACCAGGUGUGCAAAUAAACAUGGAGAGUUCUGCAAGCUUGCCAGAGAAUAUUUAAAGAGUUUCCCCUCCCAUCCUUCCAAACAAGCCAAAAUGGUGAAUCAUUUUCUUAUUAUCCUGCCAUGAAAUAUAACAGUUAGCAUACUAACUGAGGCCUGGAGUCUUAUAAUCCUUAAACAGAUAGAGAGUACCAAUAAAAGCUCAUCAAACGCCACUGCUAAAGUCUUCCCAUCUGCUCCAGAGCAGGAAACUGCCAAACCCCCUGCUCUUACAGAGGUGUUAACAGGGUGUACUUAGUUUCUAUCACUGUAUAUAGAUAGAAAAUUUGUCUUUGCUAUGACUGUAAAUCUAGGUAACAUUAGUGCUGCAAAAUAAAUACCAAAACAGUGGCGUUAAAGAAUAAACGGUAAAAUAACUUAUACUAGUGCAAUACUAAGCAGUGCAUUUGUCACUUCCUCCUUUAAUUUUGAUGAUUGUUCUAUUUUCAAUUGGAUAAUAGUUUACUUUGACUAGACCUUGGAGGACAUUAUAUAUAUAUAUAUGUAUAUAAAAUUCUAAUUUUUUGUGAAGAAUCAACAACAAGUGAGACACAAUCGUGAAGUGGAAUGAAAUUUAUUGGAUGUGUCAAGC